AUGUCCCUCUUUUCGGGCAUAAAGUUCUCGUCCGACACGGCCAAGUCGCUCGCAGCUGAGAGUGCUGCUGCAGUCGCAGCGGCAGAUGGGACCAGCCCAGUGACAUCCUCCACCUCGGCGCCUUCGACGACGGAUGCGCCCGGAGCUGCUGGGCCUUCCUCUGCGCCCAAACCUUCCACGUCCAAGUCGACUGCCCCACUUACAGCACUCCAGUUUGCGCCUAGGGCAAAGACAAACAAACCAAAGGCAACACAACCACCACAGCGGGGCUUCGCUACCUCGGGCUCAUCGUACUGGGCACCAUCGACCGUCACGUCCGCUGCCGUCCUUGAGGCCGCACCCGUGCUCAUCAAUGCGUCAUCUUCGUCGUCUUCCCUCUCAAGGGAAGUUGAGGUUGUUAUGGGCACUGAUGGGGAGCCCAUCAUCCGCGCACCAGCCAUGACCCUCGCAGCAGCUGAGAAGGAGAAGGGCGACGGCAAGCGCAAGGCUGACAGCCAGAAAAAGAAGAAGAAGAAGAAGAAGAGAAGGCAGCAGGUAGUGCACACGUUCCAGCCAGAUGAGGAGUAUGAUCCCAACACGCCCAACGAUCUGGGCGAGUAUCAACACUACAGGAGACGCCUGCGCGAAGAGAAGCGGGCUGCUGCCGAUGCGAACCGCGGGAGCGACGACAGCAGCUAUUACAGUGACAGCAGUGUCGAGGCACCACGACGUGAUGUACGGGCAAGGUUACCCUCGCCCCCGGCUGUGCGGCCCAGACAGCCUUCCCCGCCCCCAGACAGCGGCGCCGACGCCUAUGCGCAGCGUGUAGCUAUGACUGUGGCCUCUACUGGAGAUGACGCGUAUGCUAGGCGCCAAGCGUUGUCUCAGGCAGCUUCUGGGGACGACGCCUAUGCCCGUCGAGCUGUCAUGUCUCAAGCCGCAACAGGUGACGAUGCGUUUGCACGACGAGCAGCCAUGUCGGUCCGACCGCCAGAGCCUGCGUACCACGUUCCUCCUCCGCGGCCCUCGUUCCAUCCGGCAACGCAUGGUGUUCCUUCUCUAGGCCCCCCACCGCCUGGUCCUCCACCGCCCAGCCUCCCGCCGCCUAGUCUCCCACCGGCCGGCACUCCUGGCGGAUUUCCUACUUUCCGCCCACCACCUGCACACCUCCUCGCCGGUGCACCCCCACCGGUCCCCAGUGGUCCACCACCGUUCCGCCCUCCUCCAGCCCAUCUCAUGGCCGGAGCUCCUCUGCCCCCACCUGUCGGGCACGCUUCGCCACAUCCCGCGGCUCCGGUGGAGCCUCCUACCCCACACCCACAUCGGUACUCGGCGCCAUCUCCGCCUAGAACGGAUCCUGAAUACGAGCGUCAGCUGGAUGAGAAGAAGCGAGCAGCAGCCGCUGUGGCGGCCAAACUCGCCGCGCUUGUUGGGACGCCCAAACCAGCGCCUCAACCUGUUGCAGAUGAAGAUGGUACAUUUGCCGAACGAAUGAUGCGCAGGUGGGGCCAUACCGAAGGUGCAGGCCUCGGCGUGCGCGAAGACGGUAUCAAGGUUGCCCUCGCCGCCGAGCAUGUUGCCAAGCCCAUGGACACGAGUAAGCUCUCCAAACGUCAACGCGCCAAACAGCGCGCUGCGGCCGCCAACGCCAAGAACCGCAAGUGGACGCAGGCGGCCAACUCGCGCGGCCGGAUCGUCAAUGCCAACGAGGAAGAGCGGCAACGGGAGGAACACGACAAGUUUGGCGAGGCGAGCCGCAUCAUCUGCAUCAUGGGCAUGGACGACGACGAUGCCGGCGAGGAGCUCAGUGACGAGAUUGGAGAAGAUAUUGUCGAGCGUGUCGUCCUGCACAUGGUCGAGCCUGCACCCGAGGACGCUACGGACGCGCUCCGUGUGUUCGUCGUCUUCUCCGGCAUGGCUGGCGCAUGGCGCGCCACACGUGAACUCGAGGGACGGUUCUUCGGCGGCAAGAAGCUGCGCUGUUCGACCGUGGCGAGCGCGACGGCCCUCUCUGAGCACAACGAACAGGUCAACCCAGGCGCUUGGCCACACGCUGCCUAUCUUUGCUCCAGUUUGGCUUUUUGGCGAUUGUCCGUGAUCCGCUAG
Molecule: messenger RNA, 2085 nt
Organism: Apiotrichum porosum
Lineage: Eukaryota; Fungi; Basidiomycota; Tremellomycetes; Trichosporonales; Trichosporonaceae
Exons: 7
Coding region: 1-2085 (694 amino acids)
Biological process (GO): mRNA cis splicing, via spliceosome
Cellular component (GO): precatalytic spliceosome
Molecular function (GO): nucleic acid binding
Source: RefSeq, a predicted model, not a curated record